GACCUGAUUGGUGAAGGAGUCGAAUAUAUUGGAGCUACUACACCACACACAGGCAUUAAACCUCCUCAGCUGACUGGGCCAAACACAAGUAGGCCUGUACUGCCUCCUGGACAGCUUUCAAGAAACUUUUUAAAGGACUAUUUAUAUUUUUAAGAAAGAGAAAAGAUGUCUCUUCAGCCCAGUAUUCUACCCGAUGAAGCGGCCUUUGCUGACUUUAGAAAGCAGUGUUUAUCAGUGGGCAACUGGUUGAGCAAAUAUGAUAAAAAUGGAAUGCAAGUGUGGAUCGAAGUUCCUUCAAGUAAAGCAAAUAAACCACAGAAAGUCCAUAAGAUCAAGUGUAGAAUGACAAUCAAAGAUGUUUCUGCUGCUACCAUGUACGACGUCCUUCAUGACAGCGAGUACCGUAAAACGUGGGAUCCAGCCAUGGAGGAAAGUUUUGACAUUGCCCGGCUGUCUGUGAACGCUGAUGUGGGCUACUACUCAUGGCGUUGUCCAAAACCCAUCAACAACCGGGAUGUUAUCACUCUGAGAUCAUGGCGUGUUAUGGAUGACGAGUACAUUAUCAUGAACUUCUCAGUCAAACACCCGGACCAUCCUCCUCGCAACGACUUUGUGAGGGCCAUUUCCAUCCUCACUGGUUAUUUGAUUAAGCCAACAGGACCAAACAGCUGUUCUUUCAUUUACCUGUCACAGGCUGACCCCAAAGGUUCUCUUCCUAAAUGGGUGGUAAACAAAGCGUCUCAAGCCCUUGCUCCAAAGGUGAUGAACAGUGUACACAAGGCGGGUCAGAAAUACUUGAAGUGGAAGGAAGUGAACUGUCCCAACUAUAAGCCCUGGCUGUUCCCGGAGCAGAGCACCCUCCCUAUGAUGGACCCCAGUUUGUUGUCCAUACAGAGGGCAGAGUCUCUAGAAAAUGUGGACGAGAGCUCAAAGGUGGACGCUCAGGACUGCGAGGACAGCAGCUAAAAUCGCAGCUCGGUGAUCGGAGGAAGGGUGAGGGAGAGAUCGGGGGAUGAACUCUAAAACAAAAUAAGACUUGAGACCCCCAGCUCUUGGUGAUGUUGCCGGAUACUCAUGAAUAUUUAUCGAAACUAGCGUGCCUUUAUGGAUGAGCAAGAGCAUGAAGUGUUUACAGCCGUCGUACCUGACAGAAAUGAGCACAGAUCAAAUUGCCAUUCACCUCAGUCUAUGUUGAACUAAGCUAAACAUCUCUCCAGUGUUUGCUGCCUUGCUUUUUUAUGUUUUUUAGUGUGCAAGCUAGGAGGUGUUGGGGUUUUAAUGUGUCAUAGUUACAGCACUACAUUGAUGAGUCUUCAAUUAAGCCUUUUUAUUUGAAGCUGUUUUAAAUUCAGGAACAAAUCUGAAGUUAAUUUAAGCUUAGAUGAUCAACCUGUCACUUUUUGACAUUUGCAAGUGACUGUGAAUGGAAAUUAUGUCAGCUUUGUCUGUUUUUAGCAUGAAUUCCUAAUGAUAAUGUCAUUGAAAGUGUCUUUAAUGUCACCCAUUCAUUCUGUGUUGAAUGUUUAACCAGAAACUACAAGGACCUGAUUUUGAAAUAUUUGAAAAGUCAAAUUUUAUUUUGAUAAAUCACACUAAUUUGGCUAGUUGCACCGUUAACUUUACAGUUGUUGUUUAAAUGUUCUAGGAUUGUUCAACAGUUUUUGGUAUCAUCUUUAGAUCUGUUUUUAGCUAAGAUCAAGCUGAAUACCCCAUCUCUACCAAAACACUUGCUUUGAGUUUUGAUUCUAAAUGGUUUUGACUUUUGCUUCACAUGGUGGUGAGCUGUAUUUUGUCUUUUAAUGUUUUACACAGGUGAACAGUUUUUGAAGGUCCAUUGUAUUUAUUUAGAUGUCAUUACUGCAGACUAAACCUCCUUAUGUAAAGUUAUUUAGACUUUAUGGCAUUCGAGGACGGUCUCAGAGGUCUGUAUUUGCAUGUAAAAUUUACCUGCAGUUCGCAGAAUAUGCUUUGAACAUCUCUACCUGAAGGAUUGAAAUGACCCUUAAGGAUUUUCUGUAUUUUAUUUAUUUAUUUUAAGUUACUGUACAAUGAUGAUGAAGAAAGACGGUGGAAUGAAGCUCAGCAGACUCAAAGAUGUUUUACCUUCUGAAGAUAUUUGACGUUAAGAAUGUAACUUGGCCUUCACUUUCUAAGAAAAUAAAACCCCACAGGUUUACAUGCUUUGACAUUUGUCCCAGUCAUCUUAUGAGGAAUGCAGUCAACCAGCCUCAAUAGAAACCAAGAUACAAAGAGGAACAAGUUUGGCCACUUGAACCAGAGAAAACCGGUCAAUUUCCAGCCCUGGUUCAAGCUCUCGAAGUACAAAGACAAAGGUUACAAUGGUUCAACACAUUUUAUUUCUUAUUCAACUGUAAAUGUCAGAUUUUUUUUAUUUUAUAAAAAAGCUCAAACACUUAAAGAUCAUUGGGUUCAUGAAAUGAAAAACCAAAAUGUCAUGGUUUUAUGGAAAAUUAAAGAACAAGACAUGUAACAUCAAAAGGACACCAGGUAUUCUGGCAUAAUGUGGUUAAUAUUCAUAAGUAUUCAGCAGUUUUCUAUAAAAUGCACAAGGGUACUCUGAAUUCAAAGAUAAAAUAUCAUAUUUUCAAAAGCACCUGUCAGAGUCUUGAGCUGGAAAAAUCCAGCUAACAUCAGGGUGUCCAGUGCAAACAGAUAAACACUCCUUUUCCAGCUCUACGUCUAUAAUGAGCUACAGGGCACAGCCUGCCGUUAUCAUACACUUUAAUAGCAUGUUAGGAUGUUUAACAGUUUGGCACCUGAAAGAUGCGGAUUACACUCUCAAUAACUAAAAUAUCAGUCAGCCUAGGUGUAGUUAUAAACAAACUUGUGUAAAACAUUAUUUAAUUCAUGUGUUAGUCUACCAGCUGUUACUGAAAUAUACAUCUACAUGUCAAAUGUCCUGCACAUUUAAUAUUCUUUAAAUAUAUAAAAGUGGAUAUGCCACAUAUAUUCACAGUGAUAUCUUGGUCAGUUAUACUCUGAAUUUACCAGAAGUCUUGCACUCUUAGUCCCUCUUACGUCAUACUUCUGUACCGUUCAGUAUGUUUCAGUCAGUACGUUUACAUGCACAGUUAAGUCAAACAUUAGGCAAUAUAAGUGAACUACUGUUCUUGCGGGAGUAUGCAUGCACAGCAGGAGCAACAUCUGUCAAUAUCUUUGCCAUGAUGGCUGGCACUACGUCCUCUUUCAGCAAGUUACUAUAGACUGUCUUCCAGUUGACCUUGGUAAUGGGUUAGCUAGUGGCUAACGGGUUAGCAUGGAUAAAAUGUACAGCUCUUUACAGUUCAUAAACACUCUACGCUUCACUUGUGGUGCAAAUGAGAUAAAUUAGGAAUGCAUGAUAUCAGUACAGUGUUGUAUUGGCAGAUAAAAGCUUGAAAAGUAAAUAAUUGGUAUCAGCAGAUCUGAACAAAUUCUGCUGGUAUUUACAACUGUUAUUUUGGCUAUAAAAAUCAGCCUAUACCAGCUGUAAAUAUUUCCUGUAUGAACAAAUAAAAUAGUGGAGUUUUAGGUCAGACCAACAGACCUACGUCAGCUGAAGUCUUUUCUUUAUCUAUCACU
Molecule: messenger RNA, 3582 nt
Organism: Cheilinus undulatus (humphead wrasse)
Lineage: Eukaryota; Metazoa; Chordata; Actinopteri; Labriformes; Labridae
Gene: stard14
Product: START domain containing 14
Exons: 6
Coding region: 166-966 (266 amino acids)
Molecular function (GO): lipid binding
Source: RefSeq, a predicted model, not a curated record